Messenger RNA from Marmota monax (woodchuck), 1522 nucleotides. RefSeq names its product 3'-5' exoribonuclease 1-like. Gene Ontology annotation, cellular component: cytoplasm; nucleolus. NCBI's taxonomy places the organism in Eukaryota, Metazoa, Chordata, Mammalia, Rodentia, Sciuridae. Gene Ontology annotation, molecular function: 3'-5'-RNA exonuclease activity; nucleic acid binding. The record is from RefSeq and is a predicted model, not a curated record. Gene Ontology annotation, biological process: exonucleolytic trimming to generate mature 3'-end of 5.8S rRNA from tricistronic rRNA transcript (SSU-rRNA, 5.8S rRNA, LSU-rRNA).
AGAUAAAUGUUGAAAGAGAGCAGUUGUGCUGAUAGUUACUAUGACUACAUUUGUAUCAUUGACUUUGAAGCCACUUGUGAAGAGGGUAAUCCACCUGAGUUCAUACAUGAAAUAAUUGAGUUUCCUGAUGUUUUAUUGAAUACUCAUACCUUGCAAAUAGAAGAUACGUUUCAGCAAUAUGUAAGACCAGAGAUUAACACUCAGCUUUCUGAUUUCUGCAUUAGUCUUACCGGAAUUACUCAGGAUCAGGUUGACAGAGCUGAUACUUUUCCUCAGGUACUGAAAAAAGUAAUUGACUGGAUGAAAUUGAAGGAAUUAGGAACAAAGUAUAAAUAUUGCAUAUCAACAGAUGGUUCAUGGGAUAUGAGUAAGUUUUUGAACAUGCAGUGCCAACUGAGCCGGCUCAAAUAUCCUCAUUUUGCUAAAAAGUGGAUCAAUAUUCGAAAGUCAUAUGGAAACUUUUACAAGGUUCCUAGAAGCCAAACCAAACUGGCAAUAAUGCUUGAAAAAUUAGGAAUGGAUUAUGAUGAACGACCUCAUAGUGGUCUUGAUGACUCUAAGAACAAAGCACGAAUAGCAGUGCGAAUGCUUCAAGAUGGAUGUGAACUCCGAAUCAAUGAGAAAAUGCAUUCAGGACAACUAAUGAGUGUGUCCUCUUCCUUACCAAUAGAGGGCACUCCAGCUCCACAAAUGCCACAUUUUAGAAAGUAAUAGCAUUUUGUCUGGGGAUCAUUCUAACUGGAGUUGCUACAAAAGAGGUAGCAGAUGGAUGCUCAUUGACUGCAGUGCAAACUUCAAGCACCUUAAACAUGAAAAAUCUUUGUUACAAUUAUAUGUAUAUAUAUUAUGUAUGUGAACAGAUUUUGUGGGAGGGCAUAUUGAAUUCUUUCUCACCAGCACUUUUGAUAUGAGCAGUAUUUGUUACACAGUAAUGUCCUGCUUAUAACUAAAUUUUUUAAAUUGUCCAAGAUUUUAAGGUGUCCAAGAUGUACUCUUUUUGAUUUUAAAAUGCAAAAUUUUAUUGACUCUUCCCUUAAAUGUCAUAUUUUAUUGAUGUUGAGAUAUAGAAUGUAUUUCUGAAUUAACAUCAUUUCAUUAAAUCAUUCUUAAAAUGCCAAAAAAAAUUGAAAGGUAGGCCUAUGUUAACCUUUGGGUUUUAUAAAUAUAGUCCUCUUGACUUUUGAAGUUUAUAUAUGAAGUUCAACUACAGUCCUCUCUCAGUACUCUUGGGUUUAGUUCCAGGACCCAGUGUGGAUACCUCAAGUCACUUACAUAAAACGGCAUAGUAUUUACAUAUAACCUACAUACGUCCUCCCAUAUACUUUAAAUCAUCUCUCAUUUAUCAUACCUAAUAAAUAUAAUUACUAUAUAAAUAGUUGCUGUACUGUAUUGUUUAGGGAAUAAUGACAAGGAAAAAAGUUUAUUCUGAUACAAACAGUGUAGACUAACCUACAUAGUAUAGGAACAAGAUGCGGGACAAGCAAUGACCAAACAACAUGUGCUGGAGAGAAACUAAACAUCU